GGCAUCUUUCCGAGGAACGUCACAUGCAAAACAGCCACACGUUUAUGCCGUUGAAUUAUAGAUUAAAGGGAGGCUGAACAUGCAGAUUGGGACACACUCACACACUCAUGCACCGAUGACUGAGGAGAGAGAUGCGUCCUGACGAGCCUUGCUGAAGCGAUCUCCGUUUGACAGCGUUCACUCACACACAGCACGGAGAAGAGAAACACACACGAUGCGUUUAUUCUUCAGAGAUGUGGUUCUCCUCCUGCUCAAUGCUCUGGUGCUGAUAUCUGCAGCUGGAGAGGAGCUCAUCUUCACCAAUCAUGCUCUGGUCCAGUUGCACGAGGGCACGGAUGAAGAUGCGCACACUCUUGCCCUGGAGAACGGCUUCGGGAGCGCGAGGAAGCUUCCCUUUGGCGAGGGGUUAUUUCACUUCUACCCACGGGAAAUGCCCAAAACUCGCAGGAAACGCAGCGUUGACCACCUCCACCGCCUGGCGAACGAUCAUCGGGUGAAGAAUGUGUUUCCUCAGGAGGGAUUUGGCCGUCAAAAGAGGGGCUACAGAGAAAUCAGCAACUCUGACGUCAACAUGACGGACCCGCUUUUCACCAAGCAGUGGUAUCUUAUAAACACGGGCCAAGCGGACGGGACCCCGGGGCUGGACCUGAACGUGGCAGAAGCCUGGAACAUGGGCUUCACCGGCAAAGGAGUGACCAUCGCCAUCAUGGACGACGGUAUUGAUUAUCUACAUCCAGAUCUCGCCUCAAAUUAUAAUGCAGAAGCCAGCUUUGACUUCAGUAGCAACGACCCAUUCCCUUACCCUCGCUACACGGACGACUGGUUUAACAGUCAUGGAACCAGGUGUGCUGGUGAGGUGUCUGCGGUUUCAAACAACAACAUCUGUGGGGUGGGCGUGGCCUACAACUCCAAGGUAGCAGGCAUUCGUAUGCUGGACCAGCCCUUCAUGACGGACAUCAUUGAGGCGUCUUCCAUCAGCCACAUGCCUCAGGUCAUUGACAUCUACAGUGCCAGCUGGGGUCCCACGGAUGAUGGGAAAACAGUGGACGGUCCUCGCGAGCUCACCCUUCAGGCCAUGGCAGACGGAGUCAAUAAGGGCCGAGGUGGGAAAGGCAGCAUCUAUGUGUGGGCCUCCGGAGACGGUGGUAGCUAUGACGACUGUAACUGCGAUGGGUACGCCUCCAGCAUGUGGACCAUCUCCAUUAACUCGGCCAUCAACGAUGGACGCACUGCACUCUAUGAUGAAAGCUGCUCCUCCACCCUAGCCUCCACCUUCAGCAAUGGCCGUAAACGAAACCCUGAAGCUGGCGUGGCCACCACGGAUCUGUACGGAAACUGCACACUGCGUCAUUCGGGCACAUCUGCCGCCGCCCCUGAGGCUGCCGGAGUGUUUGCCUUGGCGUUGGAGGCCAAUCCGAACUUGACCUGGCGGGACUUGCAGCAUCUGACAGUGCUCACGUCUAAGAGGAAUAAACUGCAUGACGAGGUGCACCAGUGGAGGAGGAACGGCGUGGGCCUGGAGUUCAACCAUCUGUUCGGAUACGGUGUGUUAGACGCCGGAGGAAUGGUCAAACUCGCCCGCGAGUGGAAGGCGGUCCCCGAACGAUUUCACUGCGUGGCUGGAUCCGUGCAGGAGAUACAUAAAAUCCAGUCGGGAAACAAACUGGUGCUGAGCAUCACAACCGAUGCCUGCCAGGGAAAGGACAACUUCGUCCGCUAUCUGGAGCACGUUCAGGCCGUCAUCACCGUCAACGCCAGCCGCCGCGGAGAUCUCAACGUCAACAUGACUUCACCCAUGGGCACCAAGUCCAUCCUGCUGAGCCGCCGGCCCCGGGACGACGACGCCAAGGUGGGCUUCGACAAGUGGCCCUUCAUGACCACACACACGUGGGGCGAGGACCCCCGGGGAACCUGGCGGCUGGAGGUGGGCUUCCAGGGAGAAACCCCGCAGAACGGCCUGCUGAAAGAGUGGACCGUCAUGCUGCACGGCACACAAAGUGCUCCUUACAUAGACCAAGUGGUGAGGGACUACCAGUCCAAACUGGCCAUGUCCAAAAAAGAAGAGCUGGAGGAGGAAUUAGACGAAGCUGUGGAGAGAAGCUUGAAAAGCCUUUUGAGUAAAAAUAACUAGCCAUGUGCAUGACGUCCUCUCUGUGUUAGCAUAUAUUCCUCUCUCGGCUUUCUCUUUUUUCUUGUGAUUAUUCAAUGAAUGUCUCUCAUAUUAAAAGUGUAUUCUCUGAAUGAUACAGUGGCCCUGGAAACUAUUCGGACACUUAAGACACACUUAGAAAAAUCCAAAUUUGACACCAACGAAAGACACCACAAGCACAUUUUAAAAGCAAAACGCUUAACAAAAAGACAUUUUUAAGGCUUCUAAUGAUAAUGGCAAAGUUCAUAGUAGGGAAUUGGCAUAUGUUUGGUUGUAUUAAACCAAAUUCCAGAGCGAUUGCUCUGUUAGUGUAGUUCAUUUGUGAACUUUUUGGUCCAGACCAAGCGAACCCAACACCCUAAAAGUCAUUUAAUAAAAUAUCUCAGAAAACCUCCAGCAUCAUUUCGUUUAAUAUUUAAGUUUUAAGUGACAUUCAAACUCAAAGACAUUCAAAAAGUGUGACUCGAGUGUCCAAAUGUGUGUUUUGCCACCACUGUACGUCCCACCGAAAACAAUAUUACAUUCCACUUACUUUUUUUUAAACUCUUUCCAGAAAUGUAUAUACACCAAAUAUAUGUACACUUUAUUAUGUUCUUGCUUACCCCGCUGUCCCACACCUCUGCUGUACAGUUUGUGACUGUAAAUCAUUUUGUGUGGUUCUCCUUAAAGUUUAGUAUCUUGCAAACAGAGCAGUGAUAUUUCUUUCUGUAAUAUAUAAAUAUAUUUUGAGAGGAGAAGAUUAGUUUUUAUUAUGAAGAGAUGGAAUGUGAGUCAUUAUACUGCUUAUUUCAUAGCAUUGUCUAUAUAUAAUAAAUCUAUUUAGCUGUUUGUUAAAGCACCUGAGUGAUUAAGACAAUCAUUUCCCCAUUGGGUUGGUUGAUCUGGGGUGCAAGAGUCUCCCAAACUAUGGUUUGUGGUUUGACAACGAAUCUUUAAACAUGGCGUAUCCAUUUCAAGCAAUGUGAAAUAAAUAGAUAAAGUUAUUGUUAAUAAUCAGAAUAAACAAUUCUUCUGCUAGGUGAUAUAUUUCAGUAUCCUAACUGUUGGCUGUUUUUGGUUGCCAGUAGCUAUUUCAAUGUAUUUGUAGUCGCAGAAAAACACUACGCAUUAUGUCAACUUUAAAAAAAUAAGGUGCAUUGUGGCUUUCUUUUGAAUCCUAAAUGUGAUACUUCAGUAUUUUCUCUCUCCAUCUCUUGCUCUCUGGACCUUGGAUAGUAGAUUAUGCAGAGGUCACGUCUGUAUCCCGCAAGGUCAGUUUAAUGAAAAAUGGAUGAGUUUCGUUUUGCAACUGGCUCACGCAGAGGAGUGAAAGAGAUAGACUGCAGAACUAACUGAACCCGGUUACGUCAUGCCUUAAAAUUUCUUGAAUGUAACUCGACACCCUUGCCUCAUUUAGUAUAAGCGGUUCUAUAAAUAUGCAAAUGAGCCCCGCCUCCACUCACUUACUCACUCAGAGAUCACUCAAAACAUUUCAUUCUUUUCUGUGUAAAACUGCACUUUAAAAUCCAAUGGUUUCUACAGCUGGCGGGGAAAGUGCCAUGUAAAGACCCUAGACAACUGAUAGACAACACAUGUUGAGAGUUUUGGUUUCAAUGUUUAUUUUUUGGGGCAGUUAAUACACAUCAAGACUGCGAUGGGCAAUGCUAGCAUCUUAAAUUGAACAGAAUAAUAGCAAAUAAAUCUCUUUGCUGUAGUUUGAAUUCAAGUAAGGGUAAAAGAGGGUGAUACAGUACAUGUUCAUUGGGUCGCUCUACGGCUCUGGUCCAGAACUUGGGGAACUACCUGCCUAGGCUGCAUUUUAAGGUAUCGUAAUUUGUAAGUACAGAUUCCUCUGUGCACAAAGUAACGCAGCAGGUUGAGCGUUCAAGUCAGUCACUUGUGAAGUUCAAUACCAGGCGGUGCAUACUGUAAGAAGGCAGCUCACAACGUUUUGGAAUAGAGCCUUUGAAUCCAAUUGAAACGGGCAAGUAAGGUUCUCCAUGUCAUGUUUCUUAAAGUAUUAACUUCAUCAUUAAAAUUUCCUGA
Molecule: messenger RNA, 4174 nt
Organism: Pimephales promelas (fathead minnow)
Lineage: Eukaryota; Metazoa; Chordata; Actinopteri; Cypriniformes; Leuciscidae
Gene: pcsk2
Product: proprotein convertase subtilisin/kexin type 2
Biological process (GO): peptide hormone processing
Cellular component (GO): membrane; neuron projection
Molecular function (GO): serine-type endopeptidase activity
Source: RefSeq, a predicted model, not a curated record